Messenger RNA from Acanthoscelides obtectus, 1867 nucleotides. Lineage: Eukaryota; Metazoa; Arthropoda; Insecta; Coleoptera; Chrysomelidae. The record is from the annotation of a GenBank genome assembly.
AAUUGAUUUCCUACAACAAAAGAAUGAUAUAAAGUAUCCUCCAGUAAAAAGUUCCUUCAAAAAUGAGCUUACAGCAAAUCGAAAAUCCACAUGUUCCUGUGCAAACCAAAUUUUAGAAAAAACCUCAAAGUAUCCUGAACGAAGAGGUGCCCGUUUUCCAGAAAAUAUGUAAGCAAUACAAGAAUAAAAAAAAAGUUGUUUUUGUGUCACUGAAAUGGAGAGGUUAGUUGUCACUUUGACGUUAUUUUUUUUAUCAAGUGAUGAGAAUGUCAAUGCUUUACUCAUCACUCUGAUCCCAUGUUAAAACAAAAUCAAUUUAUUGAUUCAUUUUAUGGCAUUUGUGGCGUCAACGUCUAAAUCAUCUGGCAUCUGCGUUUUGUUUAGUUUAUACCAAUACUUGCGCCCUUGUAAGAAAGCGGCGAAAAGAAAAAUGCUACUAUUCUAACAACUUAUCUCUGCUAACAACCUUCCGACUUUUGUAGAGUUGUGGUAUUUUAACAUUCAUGAGACAUUGCAGACAGUCAAUACGAAAUGGAUCAAGAAACAGCGCGUAAGUUAUACGAAGAGGGAGCAAUAUUUGUGUUUCUGAAUGUACCAGAAGGUACAGAAUUUGGAAUUGAUAUGAAAUCUUGGAACACUGGAGAGAAAUUCAGGGGAGUAAAAAUGAUCCCACCUGGUCUACACUAUAUUUUUUACAGUGCUGUAUCAAACACAGGUGAUACUGCCCCUAGAACAGGAUUUUUUCACAAUUUUAGAAAAGCUGAAGUAUUGGUAAAAAAGUGGGAUCAGGUGAAUGAGUGCGUUAGUGCUGAAACUGUCAGUGAUGAGGACAUUGUGAGACUAACAGGAAAUUUGAGAGCUCUAGAUAAUUUCUUAGGGCCUUAUCCUUAUGAUAUUAAAGAUAGAUGGAAAAGUUUAACAUCGGACCUCACUGAUGAUCUGGUAAAAAGUCUUGUGCCUCUAUCUGGAUUUAUACAAUCAGCAUUGGAGUUGGAAUCGUGCAGUAAUUCUGAUAGGCCUAAAGGAAAGAAAGCUGAUGAGAAUGAUGAGGAUAAUCUAUCUCCAACUGAAGCAAAGAGAUCUAGGAAAUCUGACAACAUAGAUGCAUUAUUGCCCCAUUUAAAAGCAAAAGCUGGUACUGAAAUCAGGUUAACGAAGUUUCCUGAGAAGACAUAUCCAGAAGGUUCAACUCCAGCUGAUAUAACAAAGCAUUCCCUUGAUUCAUCCUAUGUUUUUGACCUGAUUGCCAGCUCAUAUCAAAAACCAGAUAAUAUUAUAGGGGAGCUUCAGUUCUGUUACAUUUGUUUCCUGGUAGGUCACAGCUUGGAAGCGUUUGAUCAAUGGAAGAAAAUCUUUAGCCUUUUUUGUUCUUGUGAAGCAGCUGUGAAAAAACAUCGAAGGCUAUUCAAUAGAUUUUUGAUCGUCAUAGAGGCACAGCUACAGGAAGUCCCUGAAGAGUUUCUAGCAGACAUUGUAACUAACAAUAAUUUUGUCUAUGUAAAACUAAGGCAGUUGUUCCGGACCAUCCAAGGAUUGGACAUUGAUGGAGAAAUCAAAACUAAGGCAGAGAGAUUGAAAAAAAGCUUGACAGAUUUGUAUGAGUGGGAUUUUGGUCAUUUGGAAUCUGAGGAUGAGGAUGAAGCACCAGUGAUUGUUGAAGUAACAUAAUUGUUAAUAAAAUAUGUUUAUGGCCAUUUAACUCAGAAAUUUAUUCUAAUGCCCAAUUCUAAGUGCUGUAUAGCCUCCUUGACUUUCAUGGUUUUCUACUUUUCCGUGUCAGUGCUCUAUUUUGAGGUUAUGUCACAAAUAUCAGCAUCAACUUGUUAAUGCUUUUGAUUUAGAUCCGUUUUAUAAGCCUGAAAUUUCC